Molecule: messenger RNA, 763 nt
Organism: Paramecium sonneborni
Lineage: Eukaryota; Ciliophora; Oligohymenophorea; Peniculida; Parameciidae
Source: the annotation of a GenBank genome assembly
AUGAUAAGCUCUCUGAAAAGUAAGAAAAAUACCUUUUUUUUUGUGGUUACUUAGUUUCAAUUUAUCUAAAAAAAGCCAGGUUUGUAUAUGAAAGUAAACAAUUAAGCGAGAAGGAAGGCACAAUAUUCCCUACCAAGCUGCUUGGCAAAAAAAGUUUCCAUAAAAUUUUUUGAUUCAAUUGUGGUAAAAAUCUCAUGCCUUCGGUGGUACAAUGGAUUCAGAAAUAUAUUUGUGUUUUAGUUGGUCAGGUCAGCAUCCUAACUCAUGGAUGUGCAUCUAUGAUAUAGAAACUUGGCCAGGAGAGGAACACCAGCAUGGUGCUAACGAAUAUGGAAAAAGAGUUAGGAUUUUUAGAUUGAUCUCCUCUGUUUUCUAAGAGAGAAUGACAGACACCCUCCCAACAAAAUGGAGGAGAGGCAUCCUUUAGACAAUGUACAAGAGUAAGAAGGGAACCAGUACAAACAUCAAUCCAGAAAAAAAGAAAUCUCUAUUGUACAGGUUUAAAUUGAUCUUUGGAAAUGAUUUCAAAAUAGGUGGAAGGAGAAGAAUGAAUGUAUCUAUAAAUUUUAUUUAGUUUAAUUUUAAAAUAAAUAUUAAAAUCUUAUUUUCCCAAAUAAAAACUUUAUACUUUUGGUUAUAAAAAUAAAUCUAAUUUUUCUUUAACAAAGAUAAAUUUCUUUUUUAUUAAUUUUUUUUACUUUCAAGCUCUGUAGGAUUAAGGUUUGGAAUUUAAAAAAUGGAUUAUCAGAUUAAAUUGGUUUGA